Messenger RNA from Trichosurus vulpecula (common brushtail), 2094 nucleotides. RefSeq names its product N-acetylglutamate synthase (gene NAGS). The transcript is spliced from 7 exons. Gene Ontology annotation, cellular component: mitochondrial matrix. NCBI's taxonomy places the organism in Eukaryota, Metazoa, Chordata, Mammalia, Diprotodontia, Phalangeridae. The record is from RefSeq and is a predicted model, not a curated record. Gene Ontology annotation, biological process: L-arginine biosynthetic process; glutamate metabolic process. Bases 86 to 1717 code for a protein of 543 amino acids. Gene Ontology annotation, molecular function: L-glutamate N-acetyltransferase activity, acting on acetyl-CoA as donor; arginine binding.
ACCCCGCCCCCUGAGAGUUAAGAGUCCCCCUGGCGCGGGGUGCAGGGUCCAUACUGUCGCGGGCUGAGGGGCCAGAGCAGUUACCAUGGCGACAGCUCCGAUGUCUCGGACCCUGGCCGGAGUGGCAGCGGCUGCAGGAGUAGGAGUAGGGCCAGGAGCAAGCUCGCAGCUCCGGGCCCUGAGAGGUGUCCGCAGAUUCAGCAGUAGUGCCAGGCGCCGGAGAUCUGGGGGUGCCAGCCCCAGUCACCGCCUCAGUACUGCCCGGGUUCGGACCCAGCUGCCGAAAGAGAAGGCCGAGAGGGAUCCCGAAGAGACGGAAGGUGACAAGGGACCUCCUCCGGAAAUGGGGCCACCUGCCGCCGCUCCGCCGCCGCCUCCAGCCGUGGUCCCUGCGCGGAACUCCAGCCGCUCGCUGGUCCAGCGGGACAUCCAGGCGUUCCUGACCGAGUGUGGGGCCAGCCCCGGGGAGGCGAGGCACUGGCUCAUCCAGUUUCAGACCACCUAUGACUCGGCAGAUAAACCUUUUGCCAUCAUCGAGGUGGAUGAAGGUAUAUUCAAGAGCACAGAUGCAGUCCUAAGUCUGGCCUUCGCACUGGCCUUCUUGCAACGGAUGGAUAUGAAGCCACUUGUGGUUCUUGGACUCCCAGAACCCACUGCACCGUCUGGCUGCCUUUCCUUCUGGGAGGCCAAGGCCCAGAUGGCUCAGAGCUGCAAGGUCCUUGUGGACUCUCUGCGACACAAUGCAGCCACUGCUGUGCCCUUUUUUGGGGGAGGGUCUGUGCUGAGUGCUGCCGAACCUGCCCCCCAUGCCACCUAUGGUGGCAUUGUCUCUGUGGAGACAGACCUGCUAAAAUGGUGCCUGGAGUCGGGUAGCAUCCCCAUCCUGUGUCCUAUUGGCGAGACAGGUGUCCGGCGCUCUGUGCUGCUCAAUUCCUUGGAGGUCACUGCUGCUCUGGCCAAGGCUCUGCGGCCCACCAAGAUUAUCUUCCUCAAUACUACCGGGGGCCUCCAGGAUGCCAAUCAGAAGGUUCUGAGUAAUGUAAACCUGCCAGCUGACCUACACCUAGUGACAAAUGCCCAGUGGAUGAGCAGCAAGGAGAGGCAGCAAAUUCGACUCAUUGUAGACGUGCUAGGCCGACUAUCCCAUGACUCUUCAGCUGUUAUAACAUCUGCCAACACCUUGCUUACAGAACUCUUCAGCAACAAGGGAUCAGGGACCCUUUUCAAGAAUGCUGAGCGGAUGCUUCGAGUCGAGAGCCUAGAGAAGCUGGAUCAGAAGCGGCUGGUAGACCUCGUAAAUGCGAGUUUUGGCAAAAAGCUUCGGGACGACUAUUUGGCCUCUCUUCGACCACGGCUGCACUCCAUUUACUAUUCUGAAGGGUACAAUGCUGCAGCCAUCCUGACCACUGAACCUGUGCUGGGAGGCACCCCAUACCUGGACAAGUUUGUGGUGAACUCAAGCAGAAAGAGCCAGGGCUCAGGCCAGAUGCUAUGGGAGUGCAUGCGGCAGGACCUGCACCGACUUUUCUGGAGAUCCCGUGUUACCAAUCCCAUCAACCCUUGGUACUUUAAGAACUGUGAUGGCAGCUUCUCCAACAAACAGUGGAUCUUCUUCUGGUUUGGCCUGUCCGACAUCCGCGACUCCUAUGAGCUUGUUAACCACGCCAAGGGACUGCCUGACUCCUUCUGCAAACCUGCCUCUGACCCAGGCAGCUGAUAGGAACCAUCAACCCUUCUGUUCCCAGCCCAACUGAGUGCACAGCCAAGAGCUAUGCUGAGGCAGUGGUCCCAGGGAAGUUAGGAGGCAGGCCUAGGCCUGCUGGCUGAGAAACCUGAAUAGAAGGGGAGAUGGGAAGGCCUUGAGGCCCUUGGACUCUGGGGAGGGGAGGGAGCCAGUGAAGCAGCAGAAACAGGGAGGCUGGCUUAGCUGAAUAGAGUAUGGGUACCUGGAACCUGCUGUCCAGAACUCUGCCAGCUGUUCCAAAACAACUGGUAUCUAUUUCUUCGUCUUCCCUGGGAACCCUGAUCCCAUCAGGACUCCUACCCAGGGUGAACCAAUGUGUUGGUGAAAUACAUGACCACCUCCAUGUGUGA